Messenger RNA from Puccinia graminis f. sp. tritici CRL 75-36-700-3, 2631 nucleotides. RefSeq lists its product as uncharacterized. Gene Ontology annotation, molecular function: ATP binding; ATP hydrolysis activity; mismatched DNA binding. NCBI's taxonomy places the organism in Eukaryota, Fungi, Basidiomycota, Pucciniomycetes, Pucciniales, Pucciniaceae. Gene Ontology annotation, biological process: mismatch repair. The coding region runs from base 457 to 2403 and encodes 648 amino acids. The transcript has 12 exons. Gene Ontology annotation, cellular component: MutLalpha complex. The record is from RefSeq and is a predicted model, not a curated record.
AUAACUCCGUCGGACUCUGCUCGUACGCUGCGUUUACUCCAAGCCAUCACCUACUUCAUGGAUCACCAACAGUCAACUGCUUCAUGUGGUAAAUUAUAUCCCGCGCUGCCCAUCCUCUUUUCCAGUCCGAAACGAUAGUUUGGUCACUGAAGGAGGCUCGCCACAAUCAUCCAGAUCUGACACCAAGGCCUAUUGUUGCACUUGAGGAAUCCGUUGUCAAUCGCAUUGCGGCUGGCGAGGUAUGCUCGUUCCAUAUGACUGUCGUCCGAACUCGAAAGCCGCAAUUGCCCUGUGCUACGUGACUGCUAGGCCACAGAAAGGAUGAUAUCCUUGUUUUACUUUUUUGUUUGUUAGAUUAUUAUUAGGCCUGCCAAUGCAAUCAAAGAAUUGCUCGAGAACUGUAUCGAUGCUGGGGCAACCAGUGUCAAGAUCACUGUGAAGGAUGGCGGAGCAAAGAUGCUCCAGAUUCAAGACAAUGGCUCUGGCAUCAGGAAAGCCGACUUAGGAAUCCUUUGUGAACGGUUCACAACCUCAAAGAUCCGCAAGUUCGAUGAUCUGAGCUCCCUGUGUACUUACGGAUUUCGAGGCGAGGCCUUAGCUUCAAUAUCACACAUCGCUCACCUCACCAUUGCAACGAAGACCCGUUCCGAAGGAGUCGGCUGGAAGGCCCAAUACUCGGAUGGAAAGUUGGCCCCAUUGAAGGCUGGCGGACCAUCAGAUCCACAACCUUGUGCCGGAAACGACGGCACUAUGAUCACGGUUGAAGAUAUGUUCUACAAUGUCCCUCAACGCAGAAAAGCAUUACAAAGUCCAUCCGAUGAAUAUCGCAAAAUCCUGGAUGUCGUCACCAGGUACGCCAUACAUAAUCAGGGCGUCGCGAUUUCUUGCAAAAAAACUGGCUCUGCUUCUCCCGAUGUCAACACCACAGCAAGUGCUACCAUCCUAGAAACGAUCGGUCGGCUAUUUUCCGAAACCCUCAAGAAAGAGUUGAUGCAUCUUGAAUUUACAGACAAGAAGCUUGGCUUCAAAGUAGAAGGUUACUUUUCUACUGCAAAUUACAAUGCCAAGAAAGCCAUCACAAUGAUCUUCAUAAACAACCGGCUUGUGGACUGCAGUCCAUUGCGAAAGUCUCUCGAAAUCACGUAUCAAUCGAUUCUCCCAAAAGGCAAUUUCCCCUUCAUAUACAUCUCCUUGGAGAUUGCGCCUGAUCGAGUAGAUCCAAAUGUCCAUCCAAACAAGAAGGAAGUCCAUUUUUUGGAUCAGGAUGAGAUCGUCGAACGGAUUUGUGAUAAGUUGAACGUUUUUUUAGCUGGAUCAAACUCCAGUCGAUCUUACAACGUCCAGACGCUUCUACCGAUGGCCACUCCUGAUGACAAGGGAAUCAAUAGCUCGCAGACCAAUACAAGUCAAUCUAAAACUUCAAAGUCCGCCAAAGUAUUGCCUCAAAAGUUGGUUCGAACUGAUCAUCGUAGCCAAACACUCCAAUCUAUGUUGCGCCGGCCUACUGGUUUAAGCGGGGAUGAUCUUACUCCCGGCCCCUCCAACUCCACCGAAGACUUAAUUAGUUCACAGAUGCCUGCACUCAGUAAUAACUCAAGCUCUCAAGCUCCGCAGUCCAUAAGCCAUACGAUCAAAAUUGAAGAGAGUCGUUGUCUCCUCAAGAGUAUUCAGGAUCUGAGACAAGAAAUAAAAUUAAAGAAUGAUGAUGAUCUGGAAAACCUGAUCAGAUAUCACACGUUUGUCGGUGUUGUGGAUACUCAGAAAGGUUAUUCAUGCAUUCAACAUGAGACCCGGCUUCAUAUGCUCUACCACUUCUCUUUCUGUGAGGAACUGUUUUAUCAAUUAGGUGUACGCCAAUUUGGAUCAUUUGACCGAAUCCAAUUGAAGCCGGCUGUACCUGUCCAGACACUCGUCACAUUGGCCGUGGACAGUGAACCAAGCGAAUACCUUGAUGAGAUUGGCAGGAGUCAUGCAGUACAAAAAAUCUGUGAGAGGUUAUAUUCCAAGGCAGAAAUGCUGGAUGAAUAUUUCUCAUUCCAAAUCGAUCCAGCCAGUGGCACUCUGAUUACUCUUCCGGUUUUAUUGCCUGAACAUGUCCCAAACAUGGAAAAGCUACCAUUAUUUCUUGUUCGUGUGGCUGUAGAAUGUGAUUGGACAGAUGAAAUGAGCUGUUUUUCCAGCUUCCUCCGCGAGUUGGCGUUUUUCUACACACCAAGCAGCUUGCCCCUGGAAUCCAUGAGUGAGGAGCAGAUACAGGCGACUGAUGAGGACGAGAAGGAGCAGCUUAAACAGCUCAUCUUUCCCUCGAUGAAGAGAUACCUUGCUCCGCCUUCUGAUCUCAGAAAUGACGUGAAGCAAGUCACCUCCUUGCCUGAGCUUUAUAAGGUCUUUGAAAGGUGUUGAUCAACUCAUGCUCUUGUAACAAAAUACAUCAAAUUUGGAUGUAAAACUAGACCCAAUGUAUACAGUCAACUCAAGCUUGGCUGCAAUGUGAACAUAAAAAUUGCAAAAAAAAGACUCUGCAUGAUCUGCAUGGUUUCAUUACAUUUGAUCUUAUUUGGCAUUAGAGGAAGUUUUCUCUUAUUUGGCUUAUAUCCAUGCAAAGACAGUCAAGUGGUCACAAUACUACAA